Messenger RNA from Phragmites australis (common reed), 1451 nucleotides. RefSeq names its product nicotianamine synthase 3-like. The record is from RefSeq and is a predicted model, not a curated record. Gene Ontology annotation, biological process: nicotianamine biosynthetic process. NCBI's taxonomy places the organism in Eukaryota, Viridiplantae, Streptophyta, Magnoliopsida, Poales, Poaceae. The coding region runs from base 83 to 1042 and encodes 319 amino acids. Gene Ontology annotation, molecular function: nicotianamine synthase activity. The transcript has a single exon.
AACAGAGGAGGUCUCGGGCUCGACGAUCACCCUUGGGUUGGGUUUGGGCUAGCUACAAGCGCUGUGACCUGUCACUGACGCCAUGGUCAUGGAGGAGGAGGAGGCGCUCGUGCAGAAGAUCGCCGGGCUGGCCGCGGCCAUCGGCAAGCUGCCGUCGCUGAGCCCGUCGCCGGAGGUGAACGCGCUGUUCACGGAGCUCGUGACGGCCUGCAUCCCGCCGAGCACCAUCGACGUCGAGCACCUCGGCCCGGAGGCGCAGGACAUGCGCGCGCGGCUCAUCCGCCUCUGCGCCGACGCCGAGGGCCUGCUCGAGGCGCACUACUCCGACCUCCUCGCCGCCUUCGACAACCCGCUCGACCACCUCAAGCUCUUCCCCUACUUCAACAACUACAUCAUGCUCAGCCAGCUCGAGUACGGCCUCCUGGCGCGCCACGUUCCCGGUCCGGCGCCGGCGCGCGUGGCGUUCGUCGGCUCCGGCCCGCUCCCGCUCAGCUCGCUCGUGCUCGCCGCUCGCCACCUGCCGGCUGCGUCCUUCGACAACUACGACAUCUGCGGCGAGGCCAACGACCGGGCGCGGCGCCUGGUGCGCGCCGACGAGGACCUGGGCGCGCGCAUGGCGUUCCGCACCUCGGACGUGGCCGACGUGACGCAGGAGAUGUCAACCUACGAUGUGGUGUUCCUGGCGGCGCUGGUAGGCAUGGCGGCCGAGGAGAAGGCCCGCGUGGUGGAGCACCUCGGGCGGCACAUGGCACCCGGCGCGGCGCUGGUGGUGCGGAGUGCGCACGGCGCGCGCGGGUUCCUGUACCCGGUGGUGGACCCCGAGGAGAUCCGGCGCGGCGGGUUCGACGUGCUGGCCGUGCACCACCCCGAGGGCGAGGUGAUCAACUCCGUCAUCAUCGCGCGCAAGCCCGUCCCGAUGGACGGGCAGGGGCACGCGCAUGCGCACUGCGCAGUGGUGAGCCGGCCGUGCCUGCGCUGCGAGAUGGAGGCCAGGGCGCACCAGAAGAUGGAGGAGAUGGCCAUGGAGGAGCUGCCAUCGUAGGCACCGACCAUGCUCGAACGCGCUCUGUGUUGCCGAGGGAGGGGAGGAGGAUUGGAGGAAUCUUCUUACUAGUACUAAAUCUACGUGCAUGGUAAUAAUUUGGUUGACUGCAUCCAUGCAUAUCGUCGCUAUUGAAUUACUGGUGUAUUACCAUAAUUAAUUACUCAUUGUCUCCGUGUCAGUGGUUAAUUUUCUUUCUACUACUAGUUGAAUAUGUCUGACAGUCUCCGGGUUUGGUUUAACAAAGAAGAGGAGCAAUAUAUAAUGUGUGUCGAGUCCAGUUGUAAUAAGUGAUCACUCAAGUGUAAUCGUUUUCUUGUUGCUGCUGCUGCAUUUGAGAGUAACUAAGCAUGCAUGCAUCAUGGUCAUGGAUGGAUAAAUACAACCUUGCUACUCCAUUGUUUGUUUU